Effrenium voratum is the source of this 2767-nucleotide messenger RNA. The record is from the annotation of a GenBank genome assembly. NCBI's taxonomy places the organism in Eukaryota, Dinophyceae, Suessiales, Symbiodiniaceae.
AGCCGUCGUCUCAACCAUGGCUCGGAUCCAUUCCGAUGGCUGCCUUACAAGAGUCCCAGAUUUCCCGGGGCCAGGAGGCGGUGUUCCGGAUCGGGCGCACGGCCACUUGGAGCCUGACGAAGACAUCAUGCCGACAUCCCAGGCUCACAUGCGUCCUGGCCUGCCCCAUGAUCUUGAUGACCGCGCUGCUGGCCAUCACGGUGACCUUCUUCUGGAAGCACUCCUUCGACGAGGGUCUGAUGCGCCAGCAGACGGCAGAUGACGAGAUCAUGACGAACUUCAACGCCUCUUCUACGCUGGUGUUGACCAACAUGGCGCACCACCUACAAGCUGCCUCGGCCAUCACGGUGGUGCAGAGCAUCUCCAAGUUUGCGUCCUGGCCCAAGCUGGUGACGCAGAUCAACGCCAACGCGGCGGAGGAGUUACCUGCUGUCUUGAACUCGGAGGCACUCGAGGAAGUGCUUGAAGACAUGUGGAAGCAGAUGACUACGCUGUUUCCGGACGUGGACUUCGUCUACGCCGCGGACGCCCAGGGCUCCUUUGUGGGCUACGAGCGGCUGCCCUGGGGCUUUGCCAAAGAGCACAACGCGCCCAGCGCCUUUGGGGGCGAGUUCCGACCAUCGGACGGCGUACCUUUGUCGAGUCAAAUCUGUAGCCUGUGCCCGCCCAUGACCGAGCUGCGCCCUGGACAGAAGACCUACUACCUGGUCGACCAGACUGGCAAGUUCGUCAGCACCUACAAGCGCCACGACUACGACCCCCGGAAGCGGCACUGGUACGAGCGCGCCGCCGCCGCACGAGGGCACCUCGUCUGGAUCGACAUCUACAACUUCAGCUCCGGGCACUCUCUGGGAAUGACCGCGGCCAAGGCGGUGGUCGGACUGAACGGCGAGGUCCUGGCGGUGGCGGCCUCCGACUUCACCGUGUCCUACCUGAGCCGAUACAUGGAGGAGGCGUGCGCAGCGGUGGAGCAGGAGGAAGGCUUCAUCCUGGACACGAAGGGUUUGAUGGUGGCCAGUUCCAUGGGCAUCUCACAGGUGGCCUGGGAAACGGAGGGCGGACAAGCUCGCUACCACUGGAGCGAGCUGAACGUCAUGGUGACCGACCCCCUGAGGACGCUGCUGCGUGCCUAUGGCUCCCUGGAGCAGCUGCCGAAGAAUGGCACGAUGACCACGGACGACGGGCGCCUGCUCUUCACCUACAUGGAUCUCACUGAGCCCUUUCAGGCGCAGCUCAGGUGGAUUGUGAUCAUCACCACCCCAGUGAGCACCUACAUGAUGAGCAGCUGGCAGCAGCAAGCCUGGGCGGCCAGCCGCAGCCAGUCCACGCGCCAGCACCUCGAGGAGGACCUGCACCGUCAGGAGGUGAAGACUCUACUCACCUGCGCCGUCUUUGCGCUGGUGGGCGCAUUGCUGAUGACCUGCGUGGGGCUGGUGGUUACCCGGCCUUUGAAGAAGAUCUCCACGGAGAUGCUGACCAUGGCGAAGUUGGAGUUUCUGCCCUCGCAGCUCAGCAAGAAGCCUUCGGAGCGCGGGAGCCGCAAGAGCACCAGGCUGCAGAGCCUGAGCCGCGGGCUGAUGGGCCGCAUCACUCGGACCUUCACGGGUCAGACUGGGGAACCCUUGGAGCACACGGGGCACGGGCAGUACAGCGACGAGACCAGCAGCAGCGGAUCUGAGGACAGCGAGGAGGAGCAGCAAGAAGUGGAAUCCUGCUUCCAGCGGGGCGUACCCAAAGAGGUGGUGAACAUGAGGGAGUCCUUCGGGUACAUGGUCACCGGCCUCAAGUCCUUCGCCAGGUACAUGGAUCCCGAUAUCAUGCACAUCCUGGUGAAGAGCAAGAAGCAGGCCCAACUCGGCAUGGGCCGAGCGGAGGUGACCAUUUUCUUCAGCGACAUCGCCAACUUCACCACCAUCGCGGAGUCCUUGGAGCCCGAAGCCUUCAUGGCCAUGCUCUCCACGUACUUGGAUGAGAUGAGCAAGAUCAUCAUGUCCAAGCGUGGCGUGGUGGGUGAGUUCAUCGGCGAUGCCAUCAUGGCCUGGUGGAACGUGCCGGUUCACCUAGGCCCCGAGCACACGGCCAUGGCGCUGAGCGCCGCCUUGGCGCAGCAGCGGCGCCUCGAGGAGCUGCGCGCGGAGUGGCUGGAGCAGGGCCUCCCCGAGGUGAAUACUCGCAUGGGCCUGGUGAAGGGCGUGGUGCUGGCGGGAAACAUCGGCAGCAGCCAGCGGAUGAAGUACGGCCUGGUGGGCGAUAGCGUGAACUUGGCGUCCCGCUUGGAGGGCCUCUGCAAGUUCUACGGCGUGUCGGUCAUCGUGGAGAACGAGCUGGCCUCGGACUCCUCGGUGAGCGGCAAGUUCCGGCUGCGGCUGCUGGAUCUGGUCACGGUGAAGGGGCGGUCGCAGCCCACGGAGCUCUACGAGCUCGUGGCCGAAGACGCAGAGCUGCCGGGCAGGUUUAGCUCGGCCGAGCAGCUGGAGUACUACCUCGAGGGCUUCCGGGACAUCCACCGGAACUACCGGAACCGGAAGUUCCAGCUGUGCUUUCAGCAGCUGCGACAGUACCAGCACGCCUUCCCAGAGGACCAGCCGUGUCAGAUGCUCUUUCAGCGCGUUGAAGCGCUGAUCGGCGUCCAAGUGGACCCCAACUGGAGCCCCGUGCACGUGCUCAAGGAGAAGUGAGUCUAGCACCGGCCGGAGCAGGAGCUUGCGCAAGCUUGCGCAAUCCGAUCCAGCCAGGAUGAGAGUCUCCCAGUUGCCCAGUGGUGUCC